GCUUUCAUUCACGCUCUGCAGCAAUUCACUUCCUUCCCCUCAAUUCAAGAUUCAGUUUCAGUUUUCAAUUCUCUCUAUUUUCACUCUCACGGUGGCCAACCGUUACGGUUAUGGCGGCCACCUCUGAAUCCAUCAACGAAAACACCUUUUCUCUUCCGGUUAUUGACCUCCGUCUUAUCUCUCAACCCGAACUAUUCACUAUCUCCCUUUCUCACGAUACCGCUCGUAACCGUCGCAUCGACGACGAUACCGUUAUCCCUAAAAUCGACCGUUCCGUUUUUAAUGAGUCCGCCGGUAGUCGAAAACAAACGUUCUCUCGUCUCCGACUCCGUGAUAACAACAAACAAUACUCUUCCGUUCCCGUAACCGUUCCCGUUCCCGCUCCUGUUUCCGUUUCUUCGUCCUCUUCCUCUCACAUUCCCGCCGACGAAGAGAAUUCUCGAAUAAUCGAUCUUCUUCAACAGCUAUUCGGCGUUGAAGGCCUUCGUGGCGCCAAUGAUGAUCGGCUCGUUCCGGUUCCGGUUGAAUUUAAACAACCGGAUAUUGAAUUAACGCCUCUAUUUGCUCAGGAAGCUACAAUCGAAGGUGUUGAUGGCAGCCAGAAGAAACGGAAGCGCGGGCGGCCGCGCAGAAGCGAGACUCCGGUGCCGAUGGCAAGUGUAGUCGUUGGUAAGGUUAAGGAAAAUGCGGUGGAAACGGUGGAAGAAAUGGCGGUGGAAAGUGUUAAUAAGAAGAAUGUGGAAAAUUUUGAGGAGAAGAAGGGUUUUGUUUUGGAUGAUGUUGGAGAUCCGUUUGUUGAGGAAUUGAUAGGGAGGACACAGGGGAUGAAUACGGAGCCUCAGUUGUUGGAGUUUUUGGAGGGUUUGAAUGGUGUUUGGGGGAGUGAUAGGAAGAAGAGGAGGAUUGUUGAUGCUAAUGCUCUCUGUGAUUUGUUGCCAACUGGUUGGAAGCUUGUGCUUACUCUUAUGAGGAGGGGGACUCGUGCUUAUGUGGUUUGUCGCCGUUACGUAAGCCCUGAUGGACGUCCUUUUGAGUCAUACAAAGACGCUUCUUUGUCCAGUGUUCAAGAUGCCUCUUUGUCUAGUGUUCAAGACACUUAUUUGUCCGGUGUUCAAGACAUAAGCCACUUAAAUGGUAGUCAUCAGCUUUCCAGUAAUACCAAUAUGGCACCUCAAAGUCAGAGUGUUGGUCACGCCCCUACAGGCGGCUUGGAGAUUAAUGCCCAUGCAAGUUCUCAUCAUGAGAAGCAUGCCACCAUAUCAUCAUCAAUUGGAACUGAAAAGCUGGACACUUUUGAUGCGAAUUUCAAUAGUAGCCUUGCUCUGGAUUGUAAAUUAGGAGAUACAAGUGGAGCCAUCAAAGUCUCUGACCAUCAAGUGGAUGAUAAGCAACCACUGAAGGCGGAUAAGAAUGUACGUAAUGCAGAGUUGGUUGGUGCUAGGGAUGCUGCAUGCAAUCUAUAUAUUCCUUCGGUUUUCACAGCUCCUAUCUCCAAUAAUAGUUGUGGUAUUGAUAAUUUUUCUGAAGGAAGUGCUGUGACAUGCAUAAAAGGUGGCGUUGGUAUUUUUGAUAGCCAGGAUAAAAGUACUGGUCAUGACACUGUACCCUAUGGAAAUGAGCGAGUACAUGUUGGUGCCAAUGGGAUCGGGCAUUCCGUCUCAUUAGUGGAAGACCACAUUCCGAAAAUAGGUUCUGAAGGGAAAGUAGUUCUUGGUAGCAAUUUAGAGGAUAUACAUUCUAUCAGCUCACUGGCGGAUAUUGAGAAAAAUGAUGGAAAGCUAGUUAAGGAUGACAGUCAACAAAUUGUUUCUGCUGAGGGAAAUUUCUUUUAUAAUGAUUUACCUAACUCAUCCAUUAAUGAGAGAAUGUGGGAUCACAGUGAAUACAUUAGUAAUAAUUCUUUUAAUGCUUGGCCACAAGAUGCAUCUGAGUCUUGUGGAGUUGAUUUUACUCCCAAUCUUUAUGUAGCUAACGAUGUUAGUGAUAAUCAUGUUCUUCCAAUGGAUGAAGUUGCGACAAGCUGUUUACAGAAAAAGAGUAACAUGAAUGAUCAAACUUGCACAAUGGACAAUAUGUUGCACAGAAGUUCUGAAAGUAACAUAUUUACUUCAACUGGGAAUCAGCACCCUUCUGCUUUUCAUGAUAAUAUGAAUAACAUCUCAGGCGGAACCUUUGGUCCACUCAAACAUGUUGAUGCUGGUUGCAUGAAACCUCAGUUAGGCAUUGUUUCUGGCAGUGAUGUUGCAAUAAAUGCAUAUGCAUCUCCUAGAGUCAUGCAGGGGAAAUCACAAUCUGUUCCUACUGGUGGAAGUAUGUUAAACCAGUUUGACAAGCCAAAUGAUGGUGUUAAUAAAGAAAAUAAAUCUUGCUUAUCUGAAAUGGCUAAGAGUGAAAAUGAAAUAUUCCAAACUGACUCUAUGGAUAUGCCCAAAUUCCGGUAGCAGCCAAAUAGAUUCAGAUUUGGUGAGAAAUGCAAUGCAUGAAACAAUUUCAAAAUAAAACAUGUAUGGAAGUUUGCAGAGUGCCCUGGUAACCAUAAGGCUGCUUGUAUAUUCUCAAUUUCCUUUUCAAGAUGAUAGGAUAGAAAAGACAUGCUUGAAGGCAACACAAUUUUGUUAAUAUAUAUUCAGCUGAUCGUGCUGGUGGCUUCUCAAUUCCAGAGGUUACUGUGCAGGUUCUGGUGUGACGAUUCUCUUGUUCUUGCCAGAGCUCAGAUGCCUCCUUUUUUUUUUUUUUUUUUGUAUUUUACAAUUAAAAGAAAACUUUAGGUCCAUUUUAGUUCAGAACAUUCUUUUUAUAUGGUAUACCCAUACAUUGAAUUUUUGGUUUGUCCUUCAAAUGAAGAAAGAACUAUUUUUUCCCCCUAAUUUCAAAAUUGGAAAGUCAUACCAGGUGUUGAUUUUCGCCUUUGACGUGAAUCUGCCUGUUUGCACUAUCGUCAUUGA
Cicer arietinum (chickpea) is the source of this 2945-nucleotide messenger RNA. RefSeq lists its product as uncharacterized. The record is from RefSeq and is a predicted model, not a curated record. Gene Ontology annotation, molecular function: DNA binding. Lineage: Eukaryota; Viridiplantae; Streptophyta; Magnoliopsida; Fabales; Fabaceae.